AUGACGCAACACAACAUUGUUGUUUUUGCGGGCGACCACUGUGGCCCAGAGGUUAUUGCUGAGGCAAUUAAGGUUAUUAAAACGGUUGAGGAGCUGAGCCCGACUGCUGGCAAGUUUAAUCUAGAGGACCACCUGCUUGGAGGGUGCUCCAUUGAUCAGACUGGUGUGCCCCUUACAGAUAAGGCCCUUGCUGCCGCCAAAGCUGCCGACGCUGUGCUCCUUGGCGCUAUUGGCGGCCCUGAAUGGGGCACCGGCGCCGUGCGCCCUGAGCAGGGCCUCCUAAAGCUACGCAGUGAAAUGUGUGCAUAUGGAAACCUCCGUCCCUGCUUCUUUGCGUCUGAUGCCCUUGUUGAGUCCUCUCCUCUAAAGGCAUCUAUAUGCCGUGGCACCGAUAUAAUGAUCGUUCGCGAAUUAACUUCUGGGCUCUACUUCGGUGAGCGCCGAGAAUACGAUGGGCUUAAUGCAUUUGAUACUACGGUUUAUACAAAACCCGAAGUCGAGCGUAUUGCGCGAUUAGGCGGCUAUCUAGCUAGGGCUAGAGGAGACUCACGGGUUAUCUCGCUAGAUAAAGCAAAUGUAUUAGCAACAAGCAGACUUUGGCGUUCUGUAGUUGAGGAGGUUUUUACAAACGAGUUUCCUGAUCUAAAGGUCGAGCACCAGCUUAUUGAUAGCGCGGCUAUGAUCAUGGUCAAGAACCCAACGCAGCUAAAUGGCGUUGUGCUAGCGCCGAACUUGGCAGGAGAUAUUCUCAGCGAUGAGGCAAGUGCGAUAGCUGGAAGUAUAGGGCUUCUCCCGAGCGCAAGUCUCUGCGGGAUUCCAUCCUCUGCAGUGCCUUCUAUCUAUGAACCAAUUCAUGGUAGCGCGCCGGAUAUAUCAGGGAAAGGGAUUGUUAAUCCUAUUGGUACUAUCCUUUCCGUGGCUAUGAUGUUCCGGUACUCUCUGAAUAUCGCUCACGAGGCUAAAGUCGUCGAGGAUGCGGUCCGUGCUGCUAUUGAUGCCGGGCUAAGAACUAAGGAUAUGGGGGGCAACAUGAGCACCGCAGAAGCAGGAGAUGCUAUCGUUGCUGAGCUGGUCAAGAUUCUCAAAGCGUGA
Messenger RNA from Clonostachys rhizophaga, 1092 nucleotides. Lineage: Eukaryota; Fungi; Ascomycota; Sordariomycetes; Hypocreales; Bionectriaceae. The record is from the annotation of a GenBank genome assembly.